GGCGAUGAACGCAGUUACGCCGAAGUCAUCUCCGCUGCCGACGCGCAAAGUGGAGGUGGAGGUGAUCAUCCCGCCCAACAUCAACGACCAACUCAACCGAUGGCGGCCACCGAAGACGAUGACUACGCCGACUACCGCAACUCGCUGCUCGUGUCGCCGAUCAAGGGGCCCGGCGGCGGCGGCGGCGGCGGCCGACACUACAAACGCAAACGGCGCCACACCAAGAGCUUCUCGGCCAGCGAUGAGGCGGGAUCGGCUGCAGCAGUGGGUAGUGGAGGCGUGGAAGCUGUGGAUGGUGGUUCGGAACCCACCUCAACCUCUGAGGCUAACAUGCAAACGUGGAGCAGGCCAGCAUGAGUAGGCGAAGAGCCAACCUGAAACCGUUGGAGUUGGCCAAGGAGAAG
Molecule: messenger RNA, 404 nt
Organism: Nilaparvata lugens (brown planthopper)
Lineage: Eukaryota; Metazoa; Arthropoda; Insecta; Hemiptera; Delphacidae
Exons: 2
Source: RefSeq, a predicted model, not a curated record